AGGAGCUGCGGCCGAGGGGCGCGGGGGCGCCCCGGGGCAGGCCGGGAAGGGGGGGCGGGCCUCCCCCUGGGCCGGGCCGGGGCGGCGCUAGGACCGGGCGCGCGGAGGGAGCGAGCCGGGCGGAGCCAGCGCCCCCCGCCCCCCGCCGGCCGGCUCCCCUCCCCCGGCCGCUGGCUCACUCGGCUCGCGGCGCUGCAGAGGCUCCGAGGCGGCGGCGGCGGCGGCGACUCCCUCUUUCCCUCCCUCCUCCUCCUCCUCCUCCUCCUCCUCCUCCUCCUCCUCAGUCCGUCCGUCUGUCCGUGCGUCUCCGUGCGGCCUCGGCCCGGCCCGAGCAUGGCCGGCGUCAGCUUCAGCGGCCACCGCCUGGAGCUGCUGGCGGCGUACGAGGAGGUGAUUCGGGAGGAGAGCGCGGCCGACUGGGCUCUGUACACAUACGAGGAUGGCUCAGAUGACCUCAAGCUUGCAGCGUCAGGAGAGGGGGGCUUGCAGGAGCUCUCGGGCCACUUCGAGAACCAGAAGGUGAUGUACGGCUUCUGCAGCGUCAAGGACUCCCAGGCUGCUCUGCCAAAAUACGUGCUCAUCAACUGGGUUGGUGAAGACGUGCCUGAUGCCCGAAAAUGUGCUUGUGCCAGCCACGUGGCUAAGGUGGCUGAGUUCUUCCAGGGUGUGGACGUGAUCGUGAAUGCCAGCAGCGUGGAAGACAUAGACGCGGGCGCCAUCGGGCAGCGGCUCUCCAAUGGGCUGGCACGGCUCUCUAGCCCAGUGCUGCACCGGCUGCGGCUGCGCGAGGAUGAGAACGCUGAGCCGGUGGGCACCACCUAUCAGAAGACUGAUGCAGCUGUAGAAAUGAAGCGGAUUAACCGUGAGCAAUUCUGGGAGCAGGCCAAGAAGGAGGAGGAGCUGCGGAAGGAGGAGGAGCGGAAGAAGGCCCUGGAUGAGAGGCUCAGGUUUGAGCAGGAGCGGAUGGAGCAGGAGCGCAUGGAGCAGGAGGAGCGGGAGCGGCGCUACCGAGAGCGGGAACAGCAGAUUGAGGAGCACAGGAGGAAACAGCAGACUUUAGAAGCUGAGGAGGCCAAGAGGCGAUUGAAGGAGCAGUCUAUCUUUGGUGACCAGCAGGAUGAGGAGGAAGAGACCCAGAUGAAGAAGUCAGAAUCAGAGGUAGAGGAGGCAGCGGCCAUUAUUGCCCAACGGCCUGACAACCCACGGGAAUUCUUCAAGCAGCAGGAACGAGUCGCAUCGGCCUCUGCGGGCAGUUGCGAUGUGCCCUCACCCUUCAACCACCGGCCAGGUCGUCCGUACUGCCCUUUCAUAAAGGCAUCGGACAGUGGGCCUUCCUCCUCCUCCUCCUCCUCCUCCUCCCCUCCACGGACUCCCUUUCCCUAUAUCACCUGUCACCGCACCCCAAACCUCUCUUCCUCCCUCCCAUGCAGUCACCUGGACAGCCACCGGAGGAUGGCACCCACCCCCAUCCCCACCCGGAGCCCAUCUGACUCCAGCACGGCCUCUACCCCUGUCACUGAGCAGAUCGAGCGGGCCCUGGAUGAAGUCACGUCCUCACAGCCUCCACCGCUGCCACCACCACCACCACCAGCCCAAGAGACCCAGGUGAGCAGCCCUGGGCUGGAUGGUGAAGAAAGCAGCAAGGAGGCCAGAGCAGCUGGCCCCACGGAGGAGCCUCCUCAGGCACCACAGCCUUCCCAGGGGCAAGGCAGCCCCACGGAGGACUUGAUGUUCAUGGUGCCUCCAGAGCAGGCUGUCCUGGCUGCCGCUCUGGAGCCUACCAUGGCUGAUACUGCCGCAGCUGACACCUCGGCAGCUGACGCCAUUGACACCAACACUGCCGCCGCUGACACCGCUGUUGCCAACACCAUCACCCCUGCCGCUGCCAGCCUCAUUGACCUAUGGCCUGGCAACGGUGAAGGGGGCUCUGUACCCCAGGCUGAGCCUAUGGCCCCCACACCACCCUUGGGUGCCGAGGUCACUCUGGCAGAGGUGCCCCUGCUGGACAAGGUGGCUCAGGAGCCACUGCCGCCAGCAAGUGAAGGCUGUGCCAACCUUCUCAACUUUGACGAGCUGCCUGAGCCACCUGCCACCUUCUGUGACCCAGAGGAGGAAGUAGAAAGGGAGCCCCUGGCUGCCCCCCAGGCCCUAGCUCUGCCCUCUGCUCUAGAGGAGCUGGAUCAGGAGCCGGAGCCGGAGCUGGAGCCUGAGCCAGAGCCGGAGGCGGAGCCCGAGUCCCACCUGCUGACCAAUGGCGAGACCACCCAGAAGGAGGGGACCCAGGCCAGUGAGGGGUACUUCAGCCAAUCACAGGAGGAGGAGUUUACCCAAUCGGAAGAGCUGUGUGCAAAGGCUCCGCCUCCUGUGUUCUACAACAAACCUCCAGAAAUCGACAUCACCUGCUGGGAUGCGGACCCAGUACCGGAAGAGGAGGAGGGCUUCGAGGGUGGCGAUUAGCGAUAGCAACCGCCCUCAGGCUGCCCUCGCCAAGGCCGCCCACCUGAGCCGGCCUCUGGCCAGACGGCCCGCCGCGCCUGUACACGCAGCAGCUCCGCCUGGCACCCACUCUGGAUUCCGGCCCUGGCCGGGGACUUGGCCGCUUCCCUACCCACAGGGCCCGACUUUUACAGCUUUUCUCUCUCUUUUUUUUAAAGUUGAUAGGAAACUUGUACAGUUGACUGGUUUUCCUCCCGUUGGUAGUUGAGACGCUGUUGCAAAUUCCACCCCCUCCCUGCCCGGUCCAGAUUGUAGCUCUUAGUCCUCCCUGCUCACUCAGCUGGCCGGGUUGGAGGCCUCACCCUGCUUGGGGCCUGGCGUGGGGGUAGCUCUGGAAGGAAAAUGCCCCCCCACCUCUUUUCCUAGUUUUAUGUUUCUUGGAAAAAUAUCACUUUGUAUUCUCUGUCCAGGGCUUCAGAUAUUUUGCACGAAUUUUAAAACAUGGCAAUAAAUGGCUCGUGGGCUCUGGCUCCCUGGGACCCCCGCCCUGCCCUUCUCUUGAUCCCUCCCCGCCUGGCCCAAAGGAAGUAGCCUCAGGGGCCCCUCAGCUUCCCUGCCCUUUCCUGCCCCCUCCUGCUGGGCAGGUCCCAGGCUGGAGGCCCUAGGCGGCGAUUCAGGUCAGGGUGGGGCCCAGGGCUUCAGUGGCCCUCCCAACUCCUCCCUCUUUGCUUGGGUUCCUUUUUCACGUUCAGUAACUGUUUUUUGGAAAGCACAAACUUCUGUAACGGGUCGUGCUCAUGUCUAUUAAUAAAGAAAUCCAGAUCCCUUCGG
This is a messenger RNA of Equus quagga, 3267 nucleotides long. It is a transcript of the gene DBN1, whose product is annotated as drebrin 1. Gene Ontology annotation, cellular component: postsynaptic density; lamellipodium; postsynaptic membrane. Bases 334 to 2457 code for a protein of 707 amino acids. Gene Ontology annotation, biological process: positive regulation of dendritic spine morphogenesis; postsynaptic actin cytoskeleton organization; neuron projection morphogenesis. Gene Ontology annotation, molecular function: actin filament binding. Lineage: Eukaryota; Metazoa; Chordata; Mammalia; Perissodactyla; Equidae. The record is from RefSeq and is a predicted model, not a curated record. The transcript has 15 exons.